ACAAGUAUAGCUUAAGCAGAGUUUAAGAAUUAAGCUGAGUUUAAACACAGUUCAAUUUUUUAGAGUGUUGUACAUACUUCACUCAACAACUAAACGCAACUUAAGUUUUGUUUUAUUUAAGCAGCCGAUUUUGUUGGUUUAAGCUUAGUUUUGGUUCUUUGCGCAUAGUCACCGAUUUGUUAGUUUUGUUAGGUUAUAAUUUUAUGUAAUACCUGUUACCAUUGAUUAACAUAAUCAAUGCUGUUACCCUCCAAAUUGUAAUGGAGUUGCAUGCACUAACAGAUGAUGAAGAUUUCCUAGAAGUAAUUAAUAUAAUUGGACGCAGAAGAGCAGCAAAGAUAUAUAGGCACCGAGAUAACCACUUUACAAAGUGGAAUGAUAAGGAAUUUUUAAAUAGAUUUAGGUUAUCCAAAGAUUCAGUUCGUUUUGUAAUUGAUUUAAUACAAGAAGAAAUAUCACAUCCCACAAACAGAAACUUUGCAGUAAGUGCCGAGUGUAUGGUAUUAUUGGCACUAAGGUAUUUAGCAACUGGCUGCUUUUUGUCAGUUGCAGGCGACUUUAUUGGCAUCGAUAAAUCUACUGCAAGCAGACUUACUACAAAAGUCUGUCGAGCCAUUGCCAGUCAACACCGCAUUUUUAUCAAAAUGCCUACCACAGAGGAAGAAAUGAGAGAAAGAAGUAGAGGCUUUUACAUGAUUAGUCGUUUCCCCAAAUGCAUUGGUGCUAUUGACUGUACCCAUGUGAAGAUUAUAUCCCCCGGUAACAAUGCUGAGAUUUUUCGAAAUCGGAAAAAUUUUUUUUCUUAUAAUGUGCAAGCUGUUUGUGAUGCAAGCCUGAGGAUUCAAAAUAUUGUAUGCAGAUGGCCUGGGUCAUCUCAUGAUAGCACAAUAUUUUUACAUUCUCAAAUAAGAAAUCAAUUUGAGAAUGGAGACUUUAGAGGGUACUUAUUAGUUGGAGAUGCAGGAUAUGCUAUUAAGCCGUAUUUAAUUACUCCUCUAAGAAAUCCGAUCACUCGUACUGAAAAUUUAUUCAAUGAAUCCCAAAUACGCACACGUAACCCAAUAGAACGGUGCUUUGGUGUGAUGAAACGCCGAUUUCCCAUAUUGUCAUUUGGGAUUCGACAACGCGCAGAAAAGGUCGAGGCUAUAGUAAUUGCAACUGCAGUAUUACAUAAUAUAGCUAGGAACUUUAAUGAUGCACUGCCAGACAUAAAUGAGGAAGAACAAGAAGCUAUUGCAGCUGCUGAAAUAAAUUUCGAAGUGGAAAAUGUUCCAUAUUACAACAAUGGACUAAAUAAUGCUGUACGUCAUCACCUUAUUCACGAAUACUUUAAUCGCUUAGCAUAGUGUACAGUGUAUAUUACGAACAAACUUAUUGUUUAACAUUUUUUAAUAACAUAUCUUUUUGUAACUUCAAAAUUUCCAUUUUUAAUUUGUGUUCUUCUUUCAUACAUUCUAGUUCGAACUCAGAUUUUGUCUUUUUUAUUUCUAAAUUUAACUUAUGUUCCUCUUCCGUAUGUUUUAAUUUUACUUUUUGUUCUUCCAAAACACCUUCCAUUCUACUCUCUUCCAGUUUUGUUUUAGCCUCUGCCCACUGCGAAAUCUUCUUGUUAAUAACACCCUGGGAUGUAUCUAAAAUUUUAAAAUAAUUAGUAUUUAUAGUACAUUUCUGAAAGUGAUUUUACCAGUGGUGUUUACACAAAGCGCAGCUGAUUUUUUUCUUUUAAGCAUAUUAGGUGUGUACUUUUUCCAGUUUUUAUCACCUACAAAUUCAGAAGGAACUUAGAUUUAAUACUUUAUGACCAGUACCGUAUACUACCAUUAUUUUCGAUAUCAUCUGUUGCAGAUGGUUUUACGGUCGAACUGUAGUCGUGAUCGUUAGCAAACUCUACUAUCAUCUCUGUAACGAAACAAUAUUGAACCACACACACACUUGGAAGUCCUUAUUUACCAUUACUAACUUGCAGGUCGUCUGUUUCUGGUAUUUCAAUUUCAACUGGAAGUAGUAAAAUGUAUGUAAAUUGUUUAUAAUGUACACAUUUUUUACUUACUAGCAUCCCCAUCAAAUUGUGAUUGAAAUCCCUCUGCUCUUGGGCCAAGUAUAUCUUUAAUGCCCUCUUCGGUGUCAUUUAAUGGGGUGUCUUUGUAAGGACCACCCCCAGUUCCCAUUGAAUACGUUUUAUUUUCAGACAGUUUCUUUUUCACCCUUUUCUUUAGAUUUUCGAACUUCUUUUUUAACACAGCUUCACUACGGUGGCUGUCGUUUACUACAUUGAACUCCCGAGCAACAUUUGACCAGGCUUCGGUCUUUUGUUGGUUCGUAACCGCAUCUGUUUUUUUGCACUCUAAGACAUGUUCAUAUUGUUUUACUAAACUGGUUAAUAUUGCCUCUUCUUUCGCGGUAAAAUUGGCUGCACGCACUUUUUUUUCGUUAGAGCACAUCGUUAUAAAUAAACUAGUAUUGAUUGAAGGUUAAGUUUAUUCACAACAAAUAUCCAAUUAAUUCUUUAUGCGCAUGUUUGCACGUUGCCAACAACAGAAAAUUGUGGUUUUGGUAAACGAAGUUUGAACGCAGUUUGUACAACGAGGUUAAACGAAAACUACGCUCAAAACUUGGGCGUAGUUUAGUUAAACCAUCCCUGAACUUCACACUUGUACAACCGGCCCUAA
Photinus pyralis (common eastern firefly) is the source of this 2669-nucleotide messenger RNA. RefSeq names its product putative nuclease HARBI1. Bases 261 to 1346 code for a protein of 361 amino acids. Lineage: Eukaryota; Metazoa; Arthropoda; Insecta; Coleoptera; Lampyridae. The record is from RefSeq and is a predicted model, not a curated record. The transcript is spliced from 2 exons.